CUUAUGGGCAUGGAUCAGAGAUAGCAUCGAUAUGCUUCGUUGAUAUCCUUUCCUUAAAGAUGUAUGUCAAUAACCCGCUUCAUACAUCACUAAUAUCAGAUUUCACGUUAAAUACAAUCAAUUCGACCUUCGACCUUUAUAAACAAGGAAUGAAGUAUAAAAAUUUAAGGGCGUUUUCAAGCACUUCAACUUCAAUUGAUAGAUUGAUAAAUAAACUGGUUAGUUAA
Molecule: messenger RNA, 227 nt
Organism: Funneliformis caledonium
Lineage: Eukaryota; Fungi; Glomeromycota; Glomeromycetes; Glomerales; Glomeraceae
Source: the annotation of a GenBank genome assembly